This is a messenger RNA of Didymosphaeria variabile, 1017 nucleotides long. RefSeq lists its product as uncharacterized. The transcript has 2 exons. Bases 1 to 1017 code for a protein of 338 amino acids. The record is from RefSeq and is a predicted model, not a curated record. Lineage: Eukaryota; Fungi; Ascomycota; Dothideomycetes; Pleosporales; Didymosphaeriaceae. Gene Ontology annotation, molecular function: hydroxypyruvate reductase [NAD(P)H] activity; NAD binding; glyoxylate reductase (NADPH) activity. Gene Ontology annotation, cellular component: cytosol.
AUGCCAGUCCGCCAACCUCACAUCGUGUGCCUCGGCACCCCCAAAUACGCAGGCCCCUCCUACAUCACCACCUUCUCCCAAUCCUUCACAUACUCCGUCCUCACCGCAUCCAACCGUGCCGAAACCAUCUCUCAGAUUCCCAAACUCAUCGCCGAGAAAGGGCCCAUAGAUGGCUUCGUCAUCCGCAUGGGGACACCGCCCUACGAGCCGUUCGACGAAGAGCUACUUUCUGGCCUGGUCCCUGACUGCAAGAUCAUCACUUCUGCCUCGGCGGGGUACAAUGAAUUUGACGUGGAGUGGAUGACGAAGCGAGGAAUCGUGUUUUGUAACAGCGUGGAUGCAGUUGCGGAGGCAACGGCCGAUAUGGCGGUCUGGCUGUUAUUGAGUGUGCUUAGGAACACAAGCAAUGCGGAGAGGAGCGCUCGAGCAGGGAAGUGGCGAGGUGGGCUCGUGCCUGUGAGGGAUCCCACGGGUCUUACGCUGGGAAUUGUAGGCAUGGGAGCGAUUGGAAAGUAUCUUGCGAAGAAAGCCGCGGUGUUCAAUCUCAAGGUUGCGUAUCAUAAUCGCAAUCGGCUACCUGAGGGGGAAGAAAAGGCUUACAACGCAACUUAUUGCUCUUCCCUCCACGGGCUGUUGUCUGCCUCCGACGUCGUCAGCAUUAACUGUCCGCUGAACGCCAAGACGGAGAACCUGAUCUCGACCGCUGAGUUCGCCGCCAUGAAAGACGGUGCUUUCUUGAUUAACACUGCUCGAGGAGCCAUAGUCGACGAGGCUGCGCUCAAAGACGCGCUGACGAGCGGCAAGAUCGCCAGAGCAGGUCUAGACGUCUUGUGCAACGAACCGAAUGUGGAUCCGUGGUUUUUCGAGCAGGACAAUGUGAUUGUCCAGCCACAUCUAGGCGGACUGACAGAUAUUGCGUUCCAGAAGGCGGAAAGGGAAUGUUUCGAGAACAUAAGGGCGUUUUUCGAGAAGGGGAAGGCGAACAGUCCCGUCAAUGCGGAUGAGGUUCGACGAUAG